Molecule: messenger RNA, 3456 nt
Organism: Sitophilus oryzae (rice weevil)
Lineage: Eukaryota; Metazoa; Arthropoda; Insecta; Coleoptera; Curculionidae
Product: ankyrin-3-like
Exons: 17
Coding region: 310-3456 (1048 amino acids)
Biological process (GO): protein localization to plasma membrane
Cellular component (GO): neuron projection; plasma membrane
Molecular function (GO): spectrin binding; cytoskeletal adaptor activity; transmembrane transporter binding
Source: RefSeq, a predicted model, not a curated record
AGGUGGUCUUGGAAAAUCACAGGGCGGGAAAUUCAUUGACUGUAUCUCCAGUAUUUUCCUCGUCCACAGCCUCAGAUGAGUGGCGAUCGUGCCCGGUGCAUGGUGUUCUUCCAAAAAUCCAAAACAUAGUCGGAGUUCAACAGCCCUAAAUCACAAAAUCCGAUUAAAAUUUUUGGCAGGCGACUCAGCGGUGUAAUUCGCGGACGCUUUGUGUGAUCGGUUAUCGCAUGCGAAAAAAAAACAAACAUCCAAUAUGUUUAUAAACAUUUUAGAUGUAUUUUAGCCGACGAUUAAAUAUUAUAAUCCGUAAUGGCCCAAUUUGUAACCCAUAUUCAACCCACGCUGGUUGAAGCAUCCCAUCAUCACAUACCGCACCCGCAUCACCACAAAGACCAUCAUGAAAAACACGAAAAACAUCAUAAAGAUUCAGCUGAACAUCCUGCCUCAACCAAAGAGCAUCAUGGGAAGGAGAAGCAUGGAUCUAAAGCACAUACACCAAAAAUGAGAGAUCUCCUUGCCCAUUCUCCCCAGAAUUUCCCCAUUCUGCCCCAUACUCCCAGCCACCCUCACUUGGAAGAGCACGGAAAUGGCGACCAUCGUGGAGAUUCCCGUCAGUAUUUAGAUUCUCACGGCAUUCCGCAUACGUAUCAGUUGCAUUUCAUCGAUUCCCAGGGCAUUCAUAGGGACUACCAUGGCUAUGUUGAAGACUACAACGAAAAAGAACAGAGUUUCGAUCACGAAUACGAGCAAUAUUACGAAAAAGAACACCAAAAAGAACAAUAUCAUCACCAUUAUGAGAAACAUCACCGUGAAAUUGAAUAUCAGGCCGAGAAGGCUGUUCACGAGGAUCGAUCGCCUUUUGACAAAUCACCAUCCAGAGAAGAUAGAAGGCCUACACCACCCCAAUUUAUCAAUUUGCACACCGUCCACAACGUGGAGAAUAAACAGAGCUCUGACGGAAACACGUCCUUUCUGCGCGCUGCGCGCAAUGGCCAACUCGACAAAGUUCUCGAACAUUUGAAAUCAAAUAUCGACAUCAACACUAGCAACGCUAAUGGUUUAAAUGCUCUUCAUCUCGCUUCCAAGGAUGGCCACAUAGAAAUAGUUAAGGAGCUUCUCAAGAGAGGCGCGCUAGUCGAUGCCGCGACGAAAAAAGGCAACACCGCGCUACACAUAGCCUCACUGGCUGGACAGGAGGAAGUUGUCAAACUUCUCGUCCAGCACGGCGCUUCAGUAAAUGUACAAAGUCAAAAUGGCUUUACGCCGCUAUAUAUGGCUGCGCAGGAGAAUCACGAUAAUGUCGUGAGGUAUCUGUUGGCCAAUGGCGCGAACCAGAGUCUCUCAACAGAGGAUGGAUUCACGCCAUUGGCCGUUGCCAUGCAACAGGGUCACGAUAAAGUUGUAACAGUAUUACUGGAGAAUGAUACCAGAGGUAAAGUCAGACUUCCUGCAUUGCAUAUUGCUGCAAAAAAGGAUGACGUAAAGGCAGCAAGUUUACUUUUACAAAACGACCAUAAUCCUGACGUUACAUCAAAAUCAGGCUUUACACCUCUUCAUAUAGCUUCGCAUUAUGGAAACCAACCAAUUGCUAAUUUAUUAAUUCAAAAAGGUGCCGAUGUUAACUAUGCAGCUAAACAUCUUAUUACACCCCUACAUGUGGCAGCAAAGUGGGGUAAAACGAAUAUGGUCGCUUUGCUUUUGGAAAACGGUGCCUCUAUAGAAGCAAAAACGAGGGAUGGUUUAACACCCUUGCAUUGUGCAGCUAGGAGCGGGCACGAGCAAGUGGUCGAUAUGGUAUUAGAAAAAGGAGCUCCUAUUAGUUCUAAAACGAAAAAUGGUCUAGCACCGCUUCACAUGGCAGCUCAAGGAGACCACGUUGAUGCUGCAAGAAUACUAUUAUACCAUCGGGCACCCGUUGAUGAAGUUACUGUAGAUUAUUUAACAGCCCUUCAUGUUGCAGCUCAUUGCGGUCAUGUCAGAGUUGCUAAACUGCUUCUUGAUAGACAAGCAGAUGCUAAUGCAAGAGCAUUAAAUGGGUUCACCCCACUUCACAUAGCCUGUAAGAAAAAUCGAAUAAAAGUGGUUGAGUUACUACUAAAACAUGGCGCAAGUAUUGGUGCUACAACGGAGUCUGGCCUUACUCCACUUCAUGUUGCCAGCUUUAUGGGUUGUAUGAAUAUCGUUAUUUAUCUUCUACAACACGACGCUAAUCCUGACGCACCAACGAUUAGGGGAGAAACACCACUCCACCUUGCAGCAAGAGCAAAUCAAACCGAUAUAAUUCGGAUUCUUCUUCGGAACGGUGCCCAAGUGGACGCAAGGGCCAGAGAACAACAAACCCCUCUACACAUUGCAUCUAGACUUGGCAACGUCGAUAUCGUAAUGCUUCUGCUACAGCAUGGUGCCAAAGUGGACAACACCACUAAAGACAUGUACACGGCUCUACAUAUUGCGGCCAAGGAAGGUCAAGACGAGGUGGCCGGUGCAUUGAUUGACCACGGAGCAUCGAUUAACUGUACGACGAAAAAAGGAUUCACUCCCCUACAUUUAGCUUCGAAAUACGGAAAUUUGAAGGUGGCGAAGCUAUUGUUGCAGAAGGAAGCUCCUGUUGAUGCCCAGGGUAAAAAUGGGGUCACUCCUUUACACGUCGCUUCACAUUACGAUCACCAAAAUGUGGCACUUUUGUUGUUGGACAAAGGAGCAUCUCCUCACGCUACAGCUAAAAAUGGACACACGCCACUUCAUAUUGCUGCGAGAAAAAAUCAAAUGGAUAUAGCAAACACCCUCUUGGAGUACGGAGCACAACCUAAUGCAGAAUCGAAAGCUGGAUUCACACCAUUGCAUCUCAGCUCCCAAGAAGGUUACACCGAUAUGUCAUCAUUACUGUUGGAGCAUAAAGCUGACCCUAACCAUGAAGCUAAAAAUGGACUGGCACCUCUACAUUUAUGUGCUCAAGAAGAUCGAGUCCCCGUAGCAGAAAUAUUGGUGAAAAGUGGUGCUCACGUCGAUUCUGCUACUAAAGCUGGAUAUACACCGCUCCAUAUUGCUUGCCAUUAUGGACAAACCAAUAUGGUGCGGUUCCUAUUAAAGAAUGGAGCCAGUGUUCAAAGUCCUACAUCUCUUGGAUAUACUCCUCUUCACCAGGCUGCCCAACAAGGUCAUGCGAAUAUCGUAAAUAUCCUGUUGGAGAACAAAGCUGAUCCUAAUGCAGUAACAACGAAUGGACAAACUCCUUUGAAUAUCGCUCAGAAAUUGGGUUACAUUACUGUAAUUGAAACUCUGAAAGUAGUUACUACCGUAACAAAUAUCACGACAACCACCACCACCACGGUAGAGGAAAAAUACAAAGUUCAGGCACCAGAAGCAAUGCAGGAGACCUUUAUUUCGGAUUCAGAAGAAGAAGGUGGUGAGUUUUUACUAAAUUAUGUGUUUGUGGUGCUGCAUGACUUUAUGUGA